GGGUAAACACCACACCACACCACAGCACACCAAACCAAAAGCUGUACCAUAACUCAAAAGCAAAAACCAACACAAGACUUGUCAAAAUCACAUUCUCUCAUUUAACAAGCAUGAUAGAAGAACAACGGCAUGGACCUCCACACGGCAUUCUCUUAGCCGUUGUUGUAGUAUCAGUCAUCUUAGUUCCAACAUUGCUCGGUGAAAACGGCCAAGUGUUAACUGAUUUCAUCUCGGAUCUUCUUACCCCAGUGGGUCUUCUCUUACUCCCUAUUAUCCUUCUACUCACUAUCCAGUUCCUCUCCUCCGACACUGGCUCAUUCAUCAACACUGUAUUCUCAACUGGUGAACCUAACUCCAUUCACCAUGUAAGUGGGUCCCCUCUUGGUGUUGCACUUUUUCUUGCUCUCACAUUGUUCCUUCUCUACAAUCGCGUUUCCAUCUUCGGUGGCGAUGAUGACUCUGGCGACUAGAUCUGUUAGUAUAUUACUUAUGUGAACUUAUGUCAUUUUUCUCUUUUCAAUCUUUACAACUUUUGAUUUUUAUUUGGAAUGUAUAUGUAAAUAGUGAAGGGGUACCGGUUCUAUAGUAUAGUACGGACGUAGAAAAUAUUGUCUGAUGACAUGAAUGGCAUGUGUGGAAAAGCUCUAUCAUUCCACAGCUACUCUCGGACAAAAAUCGACUAACUUUCAAUUUUGAACAAGCUAUACUUAGUUUUUUUGGAUC
Solanum dulcamara is the source of this 723-nucleotide messenger RNA. RefSeq lists its product as uncharacterized. The transcript has a single exon. Bases 111 to 470 code for a protein of 119 amino acids. Lineage: Eukaryota; Viridiplantae; Streptophyta; Magnoliopsida; Solanales; Solanaceae. The record is from RefSeq and is a predicted model, not a curated record.